GGUAUAUAUACACCUAUACAUCGACAUAGUACGUAUCUAAAUCGGUGCGGUACUAAGCAGCUGCAACUCGUACAUCGCAAUCAAGACAAAAAAAAAUAGUUAUCCACCAAGAUGGGUAUCCCGACUGAUAUCACGCUCUACACGGCGGGCACGCCCAAUGGCAUCAAGGUUUCCAUCCUGCUGGAGGAGCUUGGCCUAGAGUACAAGGUCCAUAAAAUUACUAUGAGCACCAAUGAGCAAAAGGAGCCUUGGUUCCUUGAGAUCAACCCCAAUGGUCGCAUUCCCGCCAUCACAGACAAGUGGACUGACGGAUCCGACAUUCGUGUCUUUGAGAGCGGCGCCAUCCUGCAGUAUCUCGUGGACCGCUAUGACAAGGACCACAAGGUUUCGUAUCCCAGGGACUCCAAGGAGACGUGGGAGGUGAACAGCUGGCUUCACUGGCAGAUGGGUGGCUUGGGUCCUAUGCAGGGACAGGCAAACCAUUUCAACAGAUAUGCACCUGAGAAGAUCCCAUACGGCAUCAACCGCUACGUCAACGAGACCCGUCGUCUCUACUCCGUCAUGGAAGCACAGCUCGCAAAGUCCACUUCGGGCUACCUCGUCGGCGACCGCGUGACCAUUGCUGAUGUUGCCGCCUGGGGAUGGGUUGCCGCUCACGCCUAUGCUGGCGUCUCGCUGGACGAGUUCCCGCACGUCGAAAAGUGGCUCAACACGCUUCUCCAGCGGCCGGGCUUCGAAAAGGGUCGCAAUGUGCCUGACAAGCACACGGCGCUUGAGACGGCGAAGUUGACGUCUGAGCAGAUGGAUGAGAUGGCGGCGAAGACGAGGGAGUGGAUUCAGCAGGGCAUGAAGGAUGAUGCGAAGAAAUGAGAGAGAGCGUUUGUGUAUGUGUGUGGCAUUUUUUGCGUGACGCUGAGAAUGAAUGUGUUAUUAGUGGCGAUGAAUAUACCGCUAAUACGAGAAAUGAAAAUUGAAGUUUUAUUA
Messenger RNA from Trichoderma asperellum CBS 433.97, 984 nucleotides. RefSeq lists its product as uncharacterized. NCBI's taxonomy places the organism in Eukaryota, Fungi, Ascomycota, Sordariomycetes, Hypocreales, Hypocreaceae. The record is from RefSeq and is a predicted model, not a curated record.